Molecule: messenger RNA, 2269 nt
Organism: Umbelopsis ramanniana AG
Lineage: Eukaryota; Fungi; Mucoromycota; Umbelopsidomycetes; Umbelopsidales; Umbelopsidaceae
Exons: 2
Coding region: 65-2050 (661 amino acids)
Source: RefSeq, a predicted model, not a curated record
UUUUUAUCAAGUAACAACUUGGGUUUCAAGCGGUCUACCAACCUGGCGGCCAAUACUGGGCCGAAUGAAGCCACUCCGUAAUAUUCUUGUGCACUUGUUGUUAAGGCGAACAACACGUGAUCACUCAAGUAAUACUGUCGUGUCCUUUACUAUGUGGCACCAACUUCCCAACCAACUCACAGCGAUGGUCCAAUCUUCAGCGUUGUACGGAAAACUUGCUAACACCUUCAGCACUGCAAAGACUGUCGCUAUUUCGGAUUGGCAUGUGCAUGCAAAGCGCAAUUACGAACAGCUGGCCCUGAAAGCACAGCGCGCUGAGCUGGGAGCCAUUAAAGCAGCGCUAGUGAUUUCCCUACUUGGUGCUGUUCCUGGAGCGGCCGCGACAACAUAUGGGGAAGCACUCUCCUCGGGAAUUCAGGACAUCAGUGCUGUUGCAACCUUAUUUGGUACGGAAGCAUGCGCAUCUCACCUUCUUUCAUCUAUAUCCAAAGGAUACAUUUAUGCAUCUGUAAGUAUGCUGUCCAUGUUUGGCUCUCUGGCCGCUGUUAAAGCGAGUGCUUACCUGAUCUUGCCUGCUGAAUGGCUCAAGAAUGCUGGGAUGACGGACUGUGGAGCGGAUCUCAAUACGAUAGGCUGGGGAGACUCUGCUUGGCCGACCAAUGUUCUAGCGGACAGACUCCAUAGUGUGCCUGGGGGGACUUCGAAGGUUGAAUUCUCGCCGAAGUUGCGAAAGUGGAUAUUUCAGGCUACAGUUGCCGGUCUUUCUGGUGCGCUAGGCAUCGUUCCUUUUCUUGCUCCGUUGAUUUUGGCAUGGGACCAUGUGUAUGCAGCAUUCCCCAUCAUGCGUGUUGUCGGAGGGACUCUCAUAGGCUGUUUGACACCCAUUGCCACUAUAUUAUCUUUGCAAACGAACUUAGCAAAAGGCUACAGGAUCUUUCUCCAGGCGCUCUUAGGUAUCGGUGCGGCCAUGACUCUGAUUGGAUAUGUCGGGUGCUAUGCUUAUAUUCAAUCGUUCCCUGAACAGUGGAUGGUGUACCAGUGGUUAGCCCUCGAGAUCGCACUCAUGUUGAUCAGAUUCUGGUGCUGGGCCUGGAAUCCUUCGUUUGACGAUAUGACUGACUUCGUUACUACUUAUACACCACCUGUCAAAGUCAUGGCAGGAUUCGUGCUUCCUUGUUAUCGUGAUCAUCAGAGAGUAGGUGUUAGCUUGGCAAUGUUCUUGAUAAAUGUUGCCACGCACAAGCAGGUCCUUCGUGGACUUCGUCAUGCAGGACUAGCUGUUGAUCACUUGCCUGAAGCCAGCUUCUAUCUCAAAGACGAAUACGAAGCGGGUCGUCUUCUUUGGAUAAUUGAUACGGUUGGAAUAAGCAUGGAUGGUCAAAUAUCGGAGCAUCCUUGUUUCCUUUGGAUACAUGGCAAGGCAACGUUUCAAGGUUGGGUGGAAGUCGCCAUGGGUGGUACUGUGGCGUGGUGGAAGGAAAAAAGUAGGCCUACACGGCUAGAUGCCAAAACGGAAGAUGCCAAGAAGCGGCUCGAUGCAAGUUGGAAGGAAAUCAAUGAAGUAGUCGCCGCCGUUGGGAGUUGGGACGUGGAUACGAAAAGCGUGACCGUUUCUACAAUGCUGCCAAUUGAAAAAGCGACAAAGGGCAUAGCCUCCUGGAAGCUUCUUGGCGCGGACUACGCUAAACAGUGUGGUUGUCAGUCUUGCUUGGAAACAACACUGGCUGAAAGACUCACAUGCCUGUGGUAUGCUGCCCAACUUGAGAGCGCAACCACAUUGAGUAUCAAAUGUAUCACGGGUGGACAGAUACCCUGGACGAAACCAGAUCUUAAAGAAAAGUCUGUGCGAUACUACUUCAGGGAGCGUGGCCGGGUUGGGGCUGCAUUACCGAUGUUUAAUGAAGAGAGAAUUUAUAGUCAGUUCCGGGGCCGUACGGAUAUAAGUACUAAAGAGAUGGAAAGCGCGGUAGCAGCAGAGGUAAAGGCAAUGUCAAAGCAGCUCGACGGAAGUAGAUUGUGGUUGUCCCAUAAUGGCACUCCACUGGCAUAAUCUAGGCAACGAGGAGCUUUGUUUCCCUGGUUGUUGCAUGCAAUCCGCCUUCAACCAUAGGAAAUCAGAAUCAAACGUUAAUCUUAGAAGCCCUUUUGCCACCACAAUUACUACAAUGUAUGCCAAUUGCCUUCGUACAGAUAUCCUCUGAAUUCAAGAUGUUUCUGCGUUUUUUAAAUGCUUAAUUGAUAACUAAUAUUAUACUAUAUUCACUGUCCG